Molecule: messenger RNA, 960 nt
Organism: Fomitiporia mediterranea MF3/22
Lineage: Eukaryota; Fungi; Basidiomycota; Agaricomycetes; Hymenochaetales; Hymenochaetaceae
Product: glycoside hydrolase family 16 protein
Exons: 10
Coding region: 1-960 (319 amino acids)
Biological process (GO): glucan catabolic process
Molecular function (GO): hydrolase activity, hydrolyzing O-glycosyl compounds
Source: RefSeq, a predicted model, not a curated record
AUGUUUCUUUCUCUUGUAAAGUUCGUUCUUUUCUCGACGUGCAUCGGCGCUGCUCGUGCUGCGACGUACUCGUUGUCGGAUAAUAUUGUCGGCACAAAAUUCCUCUCGGAGUUCACGCACCAGGCAAUAUCUGAUCCAACUCAUGGUCGCGUGAACUAUGUCGACCAGUCUACUGCGUUGGCUGAAAACCUCACCUUUGCCACCUCGAACACAUUUAUCAUACGUGGUGAUCACAAGAAGACCCUUAGCGCCAGUGGGCCUGGUCGCGACUCAGUCCGCAUUCAGUCAAAUAAGCAAUACUCUACACACGUUGCGGUAUUUGAUAUCGUCCAUAUGCCACGUGGAUGCGGGACAUGGCCCGCAGUUUGGGAAGUUGGAAAUAACUGGCCAUAUGGUGGUGAGGUGGACAUCGUCGAAGGAGUGAAUGAUGUCAGUCCGAACCAAGCUACGUUGCAUACUGGGCCUGGUAUGUCAAGCACCUCGUGCUUGUCUGGAACCAGGGCGACAGCUGGCACUGACUGUAACUCGUUCGACAACUCUAAUGCGGGUUGCGGCGUGAAAGUAAAUAAGGCCAACAGCUAUGGCCCGCCAUUUGACAGUAAUGGCGGUGGCUGGUACGCAAUGGAAAGAACUAGUUCUCACAUCAAUGUGUACUUCUGGCCUCGCAACGAUGGCUCAGUCCCGAGCGACGUGAGGAACGGUGCUUCAACCAUUAACACAGGAAACUGGGGAACUCCUGUCGCGAACUUCCCGAGCAGCAACGGCUGCAACAUAAACUCCGCGUUUGCUCCGAACAACAUUAUUAUUAACUUAACUUUCUGUGGAGACUGGGCUGGCGCCUCGUCCGUGUAUGCGGCUUCCGGUUGCCCCUCGACUUGUGUCGCAGAUUACGUCAACAACAAUCCUUCUGCAUUCGUUAAUGCUUACUUCCAAUUCAAUGCUUUGAGAGUAUACACGUAG